CAACGUUGUUUAAGACGGCCAUUUCGAUUUGUAGUGCGUGGUGGACAAGUGUGGUCCAUUCAAAGUUUUUUUUAUUUGGCUGUGGAAAAGACUUAUUAUUUAGUUUGGUAAGGAAAGAGCAAAACAAUGUCUGCUCCAACGUGCUACAAAUGCAAUCGUCCAGGACAUUUUGCCAGGGAUUGUAAUUCGGGUGGUAUGCGUGAUGGCGGUGGUGGAGGUGGUAACAGGCGGGGUAAUCGUGAGUCGAAAUGCUACAAGUGUAACCAAUAUGGACACUUUGCUCGGGUCUGUACUGAGGAAGCUGAAAGAUGCUAUCGUUGUAAUGGUGUAGGUCACAUUUCCAAGGAUUGCACACAAUCUGAUAAUCCAACUUGCUAUAAGUGUAAUAAGAGUGGACAUUGGGCUCGUAAUUGUCCUGCAAGUUCAAAUGAUCGCGGCUCUAACGUUUCUUGCUAUAAAUGUAAUCGCACUGGACAUAUUUCUAAAAAUUGCCCAGAUACAGCCAAGACGUGUUAUUUGUGCGGAAAAAGCGGUCAUCUUAGACGUGAAUGCGAAGAAAAAGGCGGCCGUAAUUAAUUAUUUACUCCUAAGCAUUAAAUAAAACUCCAUCACUACUACAACUUAGAAUCAUCAAAGUACCAAACAUGAGAGAGAGGAGAAAAAUUACUUUACUUAAAAGCUACAUCAUCUUGCAUUCUAAAAUUUGAAAGUUUGAGCAGAAACGACAUCCUAUCGAUAAAAUUGUAAAAUUAAAUAGAAAAUUCAACUAAUUUUUUUAAGUAAACUCAUGAGAAAUGUAACAUUCAUCUUUAUUCAUAAGCCCUUGAUGUGUGCUUAUGUGCAGAAUAUAGCAGAUUUAUUUGAAAACAAUGACUUUUGAAAUAAAUUCAAAUAUCACUGUGAUGUUUUUCUAAUACAAAUUAAAAUACUGGAGCUGAU
Molecule: messenger RNA, 939 nt
Organism: Teleopsis dalmanni
Lineage: Eukaryota; Metazoa; Arthropoda; Insecta; Diptera; Diopsidae
Product: CCHC-type zinc finger protein CG3800-like
Exons: 1
Coding region: 127-576 (149 amino acids)
Biological process (GO): positive regulation of cytoplasmic translation
Cellular component (GO): cytoplasm
Molecular function (GO): single-stranded RNA binding; translation regulator activity; zinc ion binding
Source: RefSeq, a predicted model, not a curated record